This is a messenger RNA of Trametes versicolor FP-101664 SS1, 1029 nucleotides long. Its product is annotated as aquaporin-like protein. Gene Ontology annotation, cellular component: plasma membrane. The record is from RefSeq and is a predicted model, not a curated record. The coding region runs from base 1 to 1029 and encodes 342 amino acids. Gene Ontology annotation, molecular function: water channel activity; glycerol channel activity. Lineage: Eukaryota; Fungi; Basidiomycota; Agaricomycetes; Polyporales; Polyporaceae. Gene Ontology annotation, biological process: glycerol transmembrane transport; water transport. The transcript has 10 exons.
AUGACAGCAGCAGCAGGCACCCACCACCUCCGCCAACGCGAGUUUGUGCACCUCGCCGACAUCAAGCCCCGCUCCUCCGGCCACAUCGCCUGGGAGCGUCGUCGCCACCGCCAGGCGCACUGGCUGGUCGAGUGCCUCGCCGAGUUCAUGGGCGUCUUCUUCUACGUCUAUGCCGGCGUUGGUUCCACGGCCUCCUAUCUGCUGGCGAAUACCGCCCAAUUGAAUGGCCUGGGUUCCCUGUUCCAGAUCGGCACUGCGUACGCAUUCGGUAUCUUGUUUGCCCUCAUCGUGUGCGCGCCCACAUCGGGCGGGCACUUCAACCCCGCGAUGACGAUCGCCUUCACGCUCAUGGGGCGCUGCACCUGGAAGAAAGCACUCCGCUACUUCGUAGCCCAGAUUCUAGGCGCAUACGUCGCGUGCCUUCUCAUCUACGUGCAAUGGCACGAUCUGAUCGAGGAGGCCUCCGAAAUCCUCGCGGCCGCGGGCAAGCUCGACGCCGUGAUGUUUACGGCCAACGGCCCCGCAGGUGUUUUCGCGCUCUACGUUCCCCCCGGCACCAACCUCGGCCGUGUCUUCCUGAACGAAUUCGUCUGUGACUUCAUCAUCGGCCUCGUCAUCUGGUCAUGCAUGGACCCCACCAACUUCGGGGCGUCGCCCGUCUCCGCGCCAUGGAUCGUCGCCUUUGCCUACGCUGUCGUCGUAUGGGGUUACUCGCCCGUAGGAGUCGCGACCAACGCUGCUCGUGACGUCGGCUCGCGCCUUAUGGCCAUGACCAUCUGGGGCAUGCCCGCGAGCGGCGGCUCGUACGCCGCGAUCGCCGCGCUCACUAACAUCCCCGCCACCCUCCUCGCGGCGGUCUUCUACGAGGUCGUCCUCGCGGACUCUAGCCGCGUGGUCACCCCGGCGCACGUGGACUACCUCUCGGGCCACCUCGCGCACGAGGAGCACAGCCAGGGCAUCGUGCGUGGCGGCUCCGUCAGCCCCGGCCUUGACGAGAAGUCGCGCGAGCAGACGAUCGAGCACGUCUGA